Molecule: messenger RNA, 2266 nt
Organism: Canis lupus familiaris (dog)
Lineage: Eukaryota; Metazoa; Chordata; Mammalia; Carnivora; Canidae
Gene: FEZ2
Product: fasciculation and elongation protein zeta 2
Exons: 9
Coding region: 40-1245 (401 amino acids)
Cellular component (GO): cytoplasm; axon
Source: RefSeq, a predicted model, not a curated record
GGCGGAGCGGGGCGGGGCGCGCCACUGCGCCGGGCGGCGAUGGCGGCGGACGGGGACUGGCAGGAUUUCUAUGAGUUCCAGGAGCCAGCCCGGAGCCUCCAGGACCAGGAGAACUGUAACGCGAGCCCCGAGGCCGGCGCAGGGCCGGGCGGGGGAGGCGACGGCUUCCCGGCGCUGGCCUGCAGCUUGGAGGAGAAGCUGAGCCUGUGUUUCCGCCCCUCGGGUCCGGGCGCCGAGCCCCCGAGGGCGGCAGUGCGGCCCAUCACCGAGUGCAGCCUCCUGCAGGGGGACGAGAUUUGGAACGCCCUGACAGAUAAUUAUGGAAACGUAAUGCCUGUAGACUGGAAGUCAUCUCACACCAGAACCUUGCAUUUGCUUACACUGAACCUCUCAGAAAAAGGGAUAAGUGACAGUUUGCUCUUUGAUACAUCAGACGAUGAGGAGCUGAGAGAACAGCUGGAUAUGCAUUCAAUCAUCGUCUCCUGCGUUAAUGAAGAGCCCCUCUUCACUGCAGAUCAGGUUAUUGAAGAAAUUGAAGAAAUGAUGCAGGAAUCUCCAGACCCAGAAGAUGAUGAAACGCCAACCCAGUCAGAUCGGCUGUCAAUGCUGUCCCAGGAAAUCCAGACUCUUCAGAGGUCCAGCACAAGCAGUUACGAAGAGAGAGUCAAAAGGCUCUCUGUAUGUGAAUUAAAUGAACUCCUGGAAGAAAUUGAGAGUGCCAUCAAGGAGUAUUCUGAAGAGCUGGUGCAGCAGUUGGCCCUGCGAGAUGAGCUGGAGUUUGAAAAGGAAGUGAAAAACAGCUUUAUUUCUGUUCUCAUUGAAGUACAAAACAAACAGAAAGAGCACAAAGAAACAGCCAAGAAGAAAAAGAAACUCAAGAAUGGCAGCUCUCAGAAUGGGAAGAAUGAGAGAAGUCAUAUGCCCGGCACAGCCGGGCCGUAUAUUGCUGCCUUUAGCGCUUCAGCAUGGAAGGGAUCUCAAAUGUCAUUCAGAAUGGCCUCCGCCACACCUUUGGAAAUUCAGGUGGAGAGAAACAGGUGCUGGGUUAUCCUUAUUUUCCUCAUUCUCUGCUUUUUCAUUACCUGUUACUUGACAACAGUCAUUCCCUAUGAGAAAAAAAAUGGACCACCAUCUGUUGAAGAUCUUCAAAUAUUAACAAAAAUUCUUCGUGCCAUGAAAGAGGACAGUGAAAAGGUUCCAAGCUUGUUAACUGAUUAUAUACUGAAAGUGCUCUGUCCUACAUAGGGCAGCACCGCGUCAGGAACAGCUUUCUCUUCUGUGGACUACAAGCUAGGUUUCCUAUAGCAUUGUUCUGAAACCUGGCUACCAUUCCCUUCUGCUAUUGGAAACUCAGCACACUUGAACUUGGGUUUGUGAUUCAGUAUUAACUAGAUCAUGCUUUCACUAAUUCUUUAUAUUAUGAACAAGAGAAGUAUGGCACUGUUCUGAAUUCUAGAGGUGUGUGUGUGUGUUUGUUUUUUUGUUUUUUGUUUUUGUUUUUUUUUUUGUUAAAUACUAACAAUUAUGAACUCUUCUCUCCUCCACCUUUGUAGAGUAAGGGGGAGUAAUGUUUGUGCAUGCGCAGUUAUAUUUUUCCUGAACUGACAGUAUGCCCAGUUGAGUUUUUAUGGCUUUCUAGAUCUGCACUGCACUGAAGAACUAGAUUAAAGCAUUGAGAGAUUUAUACUGUAACUGUUCUUCGGUGGUGGCAAGAACCGACGCUGUUCUUUAUAAAGGGACUGUCAGGAUAAAUAUUACCUACAGUGUUGUCAAGGGCGACAGAAACUGAAACGUGGGCUGUUCUCUGAAGAAGGGGAACCAGAAUGUGCGCUAUGGCAGAUGACAGUGACAACAACUACGAACAAUGAUGAUGACCAAGGGCCUCGAUGACCAAGGCCGAGGCCUGGAGGCCCAGUGGGGAGAGGGCUGAUAUUGGAGGUUGCUGCGUCUUUCACCCCUAUUGAGACGUUAACCAUUCAGUUGCCAUUCACUUUCAGAACCUUGUAUUGUUGAACUUUGGAUGUUUAUAUGUCUUGCCUCAUGUGUCUGUGAAGAAGUGUCCUUGACAAGGAGCCUGUGUCCUCCAAGGUGCUUUCCAGUAUCCUGUGCGCUGCUGUGGCGCCCUGUCCCCACUCCUGCCCGAGUGUCUCCCGAAAGCGCUACUCCUGGAAACAGCUCAUCGAUCCGGCACUGGUCAUGAAACACUUUUCUGCCAGUUCCAGUCAAGUCAUUGCCAUUUAAUAAAUGUUGAAAAAAGGGUACUGCA